This is a messenger RNA of Mucor velutinosus, 2418 nucleotides long. Its product is annotated as serine/threonine protein phosphatase Pzh1. The record is from RefSeq and is a predicted model, not a curated record. Gene Ontology annotation, cellular component: MCM complex; nucleus. The transcript has 4 exons. The coding region runs from base 1 to 2418 and encodes 805 amino acids. Gene Ontology annotation, molecular function: ATP binding; single-stranded DNA helicase activity; ATP hydrolysis activity. NCBI's taxonomy places the organism in Eukaryota, Fungi, Mucoromycota, Mucoromycetes, Mucorales, Mucoraceae. Gene Ontology annotation, biological process: mitotic DNA replication initiation; double-strand break repair via break-induced replication; DNA replication.
AUGGCUGACACAUACACUGAGGUCCCCUUGGCUGAUAACGUAGCUAAACAGCGCACUGAACAGUUUGAAGAAUUCCUUAAAUUUGAUAAUCACGCCAACGAAAAAGGUGCCUAUGUGGAUCAAUUGGAGACUCUGUUUCUUGCAAAGAGCCGUCGUUUGAUUGUCAGUAUCGAUGCUCUUCGUCAAUGGGAUCGUGAAUUAGCAAUGGAAUUAAUGAACAACCCUGCCGAAUGUUUGCCUGCUUUUGAUGCUGCUUUGAUGAACAUGGUCAAGGCUGUCAAGCCCGAGUUGACGGAACAGCCUUUCUAUGUUGGAUUCAAGGGAAGUUUUGGUGACAAUUAUGUGAACCCUCGUACGCUGCGUGCCAUGUACUUGGGCAAGUUUGUCUGUAUCGAGGGCAUCGUCACUCGCUGCUCUCUCGUGCGUCCCAAAGUGCUCAAAUCCGUUCACUACGCCGAGAAGACCAACAGUCAUUACAUGCGUGAGUAUCGUGAUGCCACUACACCUGGCAAUCCAGUCCCUACGGGCGCUGUGUAUCCCACUGCAGACGACAACGGCAACCCUCUUAUCACUGAAUUCGGCUACAGCACUUACCGCGAUCACCAGUCUCUCAGUAUUCAAGAAAUGCCAGAACGUGCACCUGCUGGUCAACUGCCUCGAUCUGUGGAUGUCAUUCUAGACGACGACCUUGUGGACAGAGCCAAGCCUGGAGACCGUGUGUCCAUUGUGGGUAUCUAUCGCUCACUAGGUAACAGAAAUGCUAGCCAAAGCAGCUCCACCUUCAAGACUGUCAUCCUAUGUAACGAAAUUAGUCUUUUGAGCACCAAAGCAGGUGGCGGCAUUGCGGCACCUGUCAUUACCGACAGAGAUAUCACUCAUAUUACAGAACUGGCUCGCAAGAGAAACUCAUUCAACAUUUUGGCGCAAUCAUUGGCACCUUCUAUUUGGGGCCACGAGUAUAUCAAGAAGGCAGUGUUGAUGAUGCUGUUGGGUGGUGUUGAGAAGAAUUUGGAAAACGGAACUCAUAUCAGAGGUGAUAUCAAUAUGUUGAUGGUGGGUGAUCCAUCUACUGCCAAGUCUCAGAUUUUGAGAUACGUCUUGAAUAUUGCACCCCUCGCCAUUGCUACUACUGGUCGUGGUUCCUCUGGUGUUGGUUUGACAGCUGCCGUUACCACAGACAAGGACACUGGCGAAAGACGUUUGGAAGCAGGCGCCAUGGUGUUGGCUGAUCGUGGUGUUGUGUGUAUUGAUGAGUUUGACAAAAUGAGUGAUGUGGAUCGUGUGGCUAUCCACGAAGUCAUGGAACAGCAAACUGUCACUAUUGCAAAGGCUGGUAUCCACACCUCUCUGAACGCUCGAUGCAGUGUUGUCGCAGCUGCCAAUCCCAUCUACGGCAUGUACGACUUGACAAAGGAUCCAGCAAAGAACAUUGCACUUCCUGAUUCGCUGCUUUCUCGUUUUGAUUUGCUGUUUAUUGUCACAGACUCGCUGGAUGAAAUCAGAGACAGACAGAUCUCAGAGCAUGUGCUGAGAAUGCAUCGUUAUGUUCAACCUGGAGCUGAAGAAGGUGCCCCCAUUAUGGAGGCCAUUGACGAUAUUAUGGGCGAAGAACCAGAGGAUGAAGCAAUGGAGGAUGAAGAGAUUUACGAAAAAUUCAACCAGCACUUGCAUGCUGGUGUGUCAAGCACAACAAAGAUUCUCAAAUCAAGCUUCCUCAAGAAAUACAUUUAUUACGUCAAAAACAUUGUUCAGCCCACCUUAACAAAGCGCGCUACCGAUAGAAUCAUCAACGAAUACACAUCUCUUAGAAAUCACAAAGAAGACGAUCCCAUGCGAAAGAAGACAGCACCCAUCACUGCCCGUACAUUGGAAACCUUGAUUCGUCUCUCUGCAGCACACGCUAAAGCUAGAUUAAGCAAGACAGUGGAAGACAAGGAUGCUAAAGCAGCCGCAGAAGUACUGAGAUUCGCCAUGUUCCAAGAGGUGAUUCGUGUCCGAAAUGUUAAGCGUAGAAGAAUGGCCAAAUCAGAUGACGAGGAGGGCUUUGGCUCGUCAGAAUCUGAUAACGAAGAAGAGGCAGCCGACGGUGCUAAUGACGAUGACGACCAAGAUGAAAUGAUGGAGGACGUAGAGAGUAAUAAUAAUAGCAACAACAACACUGGAGACGCCAUGGAAGAAGACUCUGAUCAACCACUUUCUCAAAGCAGAUUCAACCUAUUCAAGGAAAAGCUAAUUACUGUGCUUAAUAAUGCUGAUGAUGCAGGUGCAACAGGCGUUUCAUUCAGUGAUGUGUUUAUGCAAAUCAACCAAGAAAUGGGCUCAGACGACUUCUCAGCUAUCGAGACAGAGGAAGCACUGCAGCAAAUGUCCACACUGAAUCAAAUCUUUUACAGCGACGGUAUGGUUUACCGUAUCUAA